AUGGGUGAUAGCCGAGGAAGUAGUCCGGAAGCCGACACAAGAAACAACAAUGGAGAGGGAGCCUCCGGCGGGGUGACCGCCUCAGAGAGCGAUGACUGCAUCAAGGAGCAGGACCGGCUGCUCCCCAUCGCGAACGUGGGGAGGAUAAUGAAGAAGAUCCUGCCGCCGAACGCCAAGAUCUCCAAGGAGGCCAAGGAGACCAUGCAGGAGUGCGUCUCCGAGUUCAUCAGCUUUGUCACCGGCGAGGCCUCUGAUAAGUGCCUCAAGGAGAAGCGAAAGACGGUCAACGGCGAUGACAUCUGCUGGGCCCUCGGCACCCUUGGCUUCGAUGACUACUCCGACGCCACAAGGAGGUACCUCCAAAAAUAUAGGGGUUCCGAAGGUGAGAGAGCGGCGGCCUCCAAAGGCGGCCCCGCCGACGGCAGGGAUCAAGAGCUGCAUCUCUUCGGAGGAGACCAGGUCAGAGAUAACCAAGCUUCAACUUCUAACCCAUUUAAAUUUAAUGUCAUAGACUGGAACAGCGGUGACUCCACACCGAAGCCGUACUAG
Molecule: messenger RNA, 549 nt
Organism: Spirodela intermedia
Lineage: Eukaryota; Viridiplantae; Streptophyta; Magnoliopsida; Alismatales; Araceae
Source: the annotation of a GenBank genome assembly